Alternaria burnsii is the source of this 2496-nucleotide messenger RNA. RefSeq lists its product as uncharacterized. Gene Ontology annotation, molecular function: oxidoreductase activity. Lineage: Eukaryota; Fungi; Ascomycota; Dothideomycetes; Pleosporales; Pleosporaceae. The transcript has 8 exons. The record is from RefSeq and is a predicted model, not a curated record. Bases 1 to 2496 code for a protein of 831 amino acids.
AUGGAACCACAGACGCAAGAGCAGGGUCAUUGGCUGGACAAAUACGCAACGAACUAUGCAGAAUGGAAACUGUCUGAUAGUACAGAUGGCAUGCAGCUAUUCAACCGUCCGCUUGGGCUAGUGGAGACUUCAUUCGACUCAGAUGGCACGUACUACGGUGGCCGGGCAGAUAUGACGGCCCUCUAUACAUUGGCAAUCCAGCACAAGCUCUCAAAGACAGAAUUGAGACAUAGGAUAGCGCUCGCGUGGACCGCUUUGCGGCUUCAACAUCCUCUGCUUAUGGCUCGGGUUGUUGAUAACCAAGAAAGUGGAAAACGGGGUUUCGCCGUUGACGUACCCAUUUCCUCUGAUUUUGCAAUCGAACAAGUCGAGCAGAGCAUUAUCUGGAUCGAAGACGCAUAUGACGAAGUUGAUGAGAAAGAAUUAUACCGUCACGCCUACAACGUGACUCGCAUUGUCGAGCCUACAAAAUGCUUAUCGAAGUUGCAUGUGCUACCUUUGCGGAAGCUUCCAAACGGGACGUAUGAGCUGAGAUUGCUCAUUGUGAUUGCACACCAGAUCUCCGAUGGUCUCUCGGCGUACAAUUGGUUUAGCCACUUUCUUCGCAUUAUAAACCAGCCGUCUCAGAACAUCUUAGCAGAGAUCGAGUCUGUCUGUACAUCAGAGAAGAUCAAGGAAGUCUUACCAGCCGCCCAAGAAGACCUAUACCCACCCAUUGCAGGCAACAGGGCGAGACAGCGCCGUCUUCUCGCGACCGGCUACGUCACACAGAUUGAGCGUGUCGAAGCAAAACUACCACCAGAACGUCGUUCACCCUCUUUCCAGAACCCGCAAGGCUCCCUAGCUCCCAGUACAGCUGGCUAUGGAGCGACGUGCGGAGUCUCGUCCAUCGGCCCUCUGGCUACAUUUUUCAAACGCGGAACAUAUGAUUUGAAGGACCUAGGGGACAAAGACUUUGCGGCGGACUUCCGAGACGUGAAUAUCGGGGUCAGGGCACGGGAGAAUGAGUUCCUGGUUGGAAGUUCGACUAGUGCGGAGGGUAUCAUUGGGUUUGGGGUUAGCUAUGAUUUGAAUGCUAUUAGUGCUGAGGCGGCGGAAGUGUGGAAGGAGACAAUGGAAGGAAUGCUGGAGGCGCGACGCGAGCUCUCAUUGCGCAUCUUCCCCGCAAACUCUCUUGAGUUUUGCAAUCACACAGAAACAAUGUUCAGCUUACCAAGAAUAUCGUUGCCAUCUUUUCUUCGUGCAGGCGAAGGCACGCAUCUCACUGUCGAUCUGCCCUCUGUGAAGAUCCAUGAUAUCGAAACCUCGGCGGAAAAGCGACCGCGAACUCUCAAGCAUCUACUCAAAGCAAAUCACGCGAACUACUCGAUUAUAUACCACAAUCUUACUUUUCACAACCAUACACCGCACAUCUUAGGAUCGGCUUACCUUCUCGGAGGCACGGCAGAACAUCUGAAUGAAAUCUACGAGAAGGAGGCUGAAGUACUAGAGCCAUGGCAUGACGCGCCAGGUGAAAUAACAAAAGACGAUUGGCGCGAAUUUCUGGGGAAGCGCGAAUACCAACGCGCAUUUAUCGAUUUCUUCGAAGAUCAGCUCGUGAGCAAGAAGUACAAUGUCGAAGAAGUGCUCGAGGAGUUCAUGUUCAGGGGAAAGGAGCCGCUGAUCAAUGGCCUCAUCUCCGGACUUGCACAUCCUCUCAUCCAUCUUGGCUACGCUUACGAACUGAACUCCAGAACUGUCUCGAUCGAGGCUCUGGCUAUGGGCUCCUGCUUUUACAGUCCCCUUCAUAAAUACAUCGACGACCCGAGGUAUACAAAGCCCAGCCCUCAUAGCGCAAGUGGAGAUCACACCGGGCUCAUCGAUAUCCUGGACAAAGUGCGCAAGGACAAGCGCUUCGACGGCCUUUAUGAUCACCGCAGCGGUGAUAUUACCAAGGUGUUAGAGGAGCGCGAAGAAGCCUUUUUGGAAUACUGGAAUGCCUGGGAAAUUACAACACCGAACGAACAGUUCCAGGCUGCUCAAGAAGUCGGAUUGGGGCUUUUGACAGGCACACCGUUACCGGCGAAGGGGAAGUACGAUUUCUUCAUCGUGCAUGUGCUUACAAGCUCUCAUGCCAUUCGCAUCCUCCUCCCCUUGGUACCGGCCAAGUUCCAUGUUAGUCUUCUGCGGCAAUGGUGGCUAUUCGCAUUAGCUGUGUACAUUGCCCAGAUGAGGCCGGAGAUCGAUAUGGGUAAAGCUAUGUGUAACGAUGGCAGUGAGAAGAAGGGCUGGAAGUAUGUUGUAGACAAGGCAUUGAACGGCCCGCAUUCGACUGAUGCGCAUCAUGUCAAGGCAUUGAGGGCCUUGAAGGUAGCGGAGGAAACAUGGGAGACUGGAGACAACCGAUCGGACCACUGGCUCCGCGCGGCAGUCAAGUUUGCUGAUGAAUUUGAGGGCUGGGGAGGAUUUGGAACUGCGGAAGAUGAGGCGAAGAUGGGGUAUCCUGAGAAGCAGUAA